This is a messenger RNA of Penicillium alfredii, 2556 nucleotides long. RefSeq lists its product as uncharacterized. NCBI's taxonomy places the organism in Eukaryota, Fungi, Ascomycota, Eurotiomycetes, Eurotiales, Aspergillaceae. Gene Ontology annotation, molecular function: hydrolase activity, hydrolyzing O-glycosyl compounds; acyltransferase activity, transferring groups other than amino-acyl groups. Gene Ontology annotation, biological process: peptidoglycan turnover; carbohydrate metabolic process. The coding region runs from base 1 to 2556 and encodes 851 amino acids. The record is from RefSeq and is a predicted model, not a curated record. The transcript is spliced from 4 exons.
AUGGCGUCCCUCCCCAAGCAAGUCGGCCAGUUGUUUGCGGUUGGGUUUCAUGGCUUCACGCCCAGCCCCGAAAUCAAGACCUUGAUCCACGAUUACCAUAUUGGAGGCAUCGUUCUCUUCUCGCGCAAUUUUCAAGAUGCUGCACAACUCCAGGCCUUGACGCUGGCUCUACAGCAAGAAGCAAAGUUGGCCGGGCACCAGCGACCCCUGUUCAUCGGAAUUGACCAAGAAAAUGGGCUGGUCACCCGAAUUUCUCCCCCGAUAGCCGCCCAGGUGCCUGGUCCGAUGGCUCUCGGUGCCACCCAUGACCCGGAAUCGGCCUACAAGGCAGGAAAGGCCACCGGCGAGACUCUCAACGUCUUUGGAGUCAAUAUGAACUAUGCACCGGUGUGUGAUAUCAACUCUGAGCCACUCAACCCGGUCAUUGGAGUUCGCAGUCCCGGCGACAACCCGGAAUUUGUGGGUCGUUUUGCGAGUGCUGCUGCCCGGGGUCUGCGAGAGCAGAACAUUGUGCCGAGUGUGAAGCAUUUUCCUGGUCAUGGCGAUACGGCCGUGGACUCGCACUACGGAUUGCCUAUCAUUCCUAAAACGAGGGAUCAAUUAGAGCGGUGCGAGCUGAUACCAUUUCGGCGAGCUGUGGCCGAAGGUAUCGAAACGGUAAUGACCGCUCAUAUUUCACUGCCGAGUAUCGAUGACAAGCUUCCUGUGACAUUGUCCCCAGAUGCCUUGGGGAUUCUGCGCAAGGACAUGGCCUAUGAUGGAAUGGUGAUUACAGAUUGUUUGGAGAUGGACGGGAUCCGUUCUACGUACGGCACCGCGCAAGGCUCUGUGCUCGCAUUGUGCGCCGGCAGUGACAGUAUCAUGAUCUGUCACACUUUCCAUGUUCAAGUGGAAUCGAUCAAAAAGGUCUGUGAGGCGAUUCAAUCCGGAACGAUUGCACAAUCCCGCCUAGAAAAUGCCUGUCGCCGCGUGGCUCAUGUGAAGAAUAAAUUCUUGACCUGGGAUGUGGCACUGGAACAACACAAUCUCGCGGGUCUCGAUGAGCUCAACAGCGAAAUAGCUGCAACGUCCAAGGAUAUCUAUGCGCACUCGGUCACCCUCGUCCGUGACACUGCUGGAACUCUCCCGCUCUCGAGAAAUUCGAUUAUUGUAUUUCUCUUUCCUGGGGACAAGACCCCUGCAGGGGGUGCAGUGGAUGGAGAAGGGUUAGGAAGACAAGGGUCAUAUGAAGCUACAGCCUACCUCGAUGCCCUUCGGCUCCACAAUCCAUCCAUCACCGAGAUUCGAUAUGGAGAGGCCGGUCUGACGGGAGAGCAGUGGCGUCUCAUUGAAGUUGCUGAUGUGGUGAUCUUUACCUCGAUCAAUGCUCGGGAGUCGUCUUACCAGGAAACUCUGGGCCAUGAGCUGCCUCGGCGCACCCGGUCUUUGGUAUCCAUUGCUGCUUGCAACCCCUACGAUUUCCUUGAAGUUCCCCAAAUUAAGACGUACAUUGCCACUUAUGAACCAACCGUCGAAGCAUUCUCCGUGGCUUCCGAUAUCAUGUUUGGGAUGCGGGCUCCGAAAGGCUCUCUUCCCGUUGGGCCAAAUGAUUCGAGAAAUUCCGUGGCAUCAGUCGCACUCUUUGAUGCCACAAAGGAUCUAGAUGGAAUUGUGAGAACAUGGGAAGCGGCCUUACCGACCUAUACCCUGCCUGCAGAAAGCCUACGCUAUUUGGUGGCUUGGCCGAAUGCACACCACUUCGUCGCCCGCGUUGGGCCAGAAGUCGUUGGCUUUUGUCUUGCCUAUACCAAUGCUCACGGCGACCCAAAAACCGUCCACAUUGCAGUUGUUGCAGUGGCUCCAAAGUAUCAAGGACAGGGGAUUGGCACGGCCUUGCUGACAGAGACCCGUUCCUAUUUCAGGGCUCAAUUUGGUCUCAACUGGGUGGAACUGGGUAGCUCAUUCCCUCGCUUCUGGCCUGGAGUGCCUCGCGACCUUCCCGAGACCGUCCAAGACUUUUUCAUUCAUCGUGGUUUUCGGCUGAUCCCCCCGGGUGAGCGGUCCGUUGACCUGUACCAAGACAUCCGCAAAUUCCAGGCACCAGAGAAGUACCUUGCUCGUGCGCGGGACCAAGGCUUCCGCUUCGCACCACUCCGGUCAGAAGACUAUGAAGCAUGUCUCGUCGGACAAAAGAAAAAUUUCUCCGACAAACCGGGCUGGGUAGAAAUGUUCGUCAAGCUCCACCCGAGCGAACACCCGUCCAGUGUGAUGACAGCGUUCGAUUCGAGUGGUGAACAGGUUGGAUGGACGCUGAUGUUGGGCCCGUCUUCGCCGGUACUGAACAAGACGUGGGCAUUUCCUCAAACCUGCGGUCCCCAGACGGGCUUGAUUGGCUGCGUGGGUGUGGACGCCGCUCAUCGCAAGUCGGGGAUCGGGCUGGCCCUGCUCUGUCAUGCUAUGGAGGAUAUGAAACAGCGAGGUAUUGAGGGCGUCUUUGUGGAUUGGGUUGCUCUGGAGGGAUGGUACGAGCGGGUUGGGUUUGAGGUUUGGCGGAGCUACCGGCCGGGGGAUAUUUGA